AUGGCUCCCAUCCGCGUCGCGAUCAUCGGCCUCUCAGCAAGCGCAAUAACCUCAUGGGCGGAAGAGGGACACCUGCCAUAUCUCCUUCUCCCCCGCGCUAAGGAGCACUACGAGAUCGUAGCUCUCCUCAACUCCAGCGUCCAGGCCGCGGAGGCGGCACGGGCUCACUUCCACCUCCCGGCCUCGGUGAGGGCACACGGCGACCCUGCCGCGCUGGCCGCGGACGAUGGCGUCGACCUUGUCGUCUGCUGCACGCGCGUCGACACGCACGUCGCCCUCGUGAGGCCAUCCCUCGAGGCGGGCAAGGCCGCCUUCGUCGAGUGGCCCAUCGCGUCCGGGUACGCCAGCGCGCUCACCCUGGCCGGCCUCCCCGGGUCCGCCAGGAGCGUCGCGGGCCUCCAGGGCCGCGUGUGCCAGCCCGUCCUGCGGCUCAAGGAGCUGGUCCGGUCCGGGCGCGUGGGCCGCGUGCUGAGCAGCGAGGCGCGCGUCUUCGCCAACAUCAUGACGCGCGACGCCCUGUCCGAGGGGAUGGCCUACUUCGCGGACCGCAGCAUGGGCGGCAACCCGCUGACCAUCACGUUCGGGCACGUCAUCGACUAUAUACACGACGUGCUAGGCGAGUGGGAGGGCGGCGAUGCCGCCAGCACAAUGCAGGUCCAGCGGCCGCUGAUCAAAAUCCUAGGAGCCGAUGGUACUCCGGCGAGGACUGUGUGGUCUGAUGUGCCGGAUUUCCUCGCGGUUAACGGGAGGGUUGCGCCCGGGAAGAAGAACGUUGUGGAUGGAGCGUCGCUCGCCGUCACGUUCAGGCUCGGCCCGCCUUUCAAGGGACAGCCGGCUUUCGUGUGGAGCAUCAACGGCGAGAAGGGGGAGAUUCUACUGACGAGUCCCUCUGGACCGUAUAUAUUCUCAGGGGACUCGUACGGCGAGCCCGUCCAGAUCCAGGUCCACGAUCAUGAGACUGAUAAGGUGGUGGAUGUGGAGGUGGAGUGGAAGGACUGGCAGCAGGAAAUACCUCUCCGCGCGAGAGGUACGGGCGAGAUUUACGAGCGGUUUGCCAAAUGGUGGGACAACGGCGCUCCCGGUGAGCCUGAUGAGCUGCCAGAAGCAGAAGCCUUUCCCACUCUCGCUCACUCCUUGGAGAGGAUGAAGGAGUUCGACACCCUUUUGAAAACACUGGAGUAG
This is a messenger RNA of Diaporthe citri, 1182 nucleotides long. RefSeq lists its product as uncharacterized. The transcript has a single exon. The coding region runs from base 1 to 1182 and encodes 393 amino acids. Lineage: Eukaryota; Fungi; Ascomycota; Sordariomycetes; Diaporthales; Diaporthaceae. The record is from RefSeq and is a predicted model, not a curated record. Gene Ontology annotation, molecular function: nucleotide binding.